CGUUCGUGUGGAAAAUCUCCGAAUUCUACGACCCACUCUUCUCAGCUCUCACUUUUCUCGUAUUUCUCUCUCAAAAAAAGAAAAGAAAAGAAAAGGCCCAAUCAUUUUCUUUCUUUCUCUGUGUUUGGCCACAAGUGCAUGACAUUAAAUACAUUGCUCGCUACUAGAAUUUGGAUUGUUUCUCUAGACGAGAGAUACAGAGAAAGAGCGUGUGGGAUCAGACGGUGUGUAGGUGGUGAAUCGGUCUUUCUUCUUCUUGUUAUUCGCCCUCAUUCUUUGACUUUGGAAUUCCAUUUCACUCUCCUUUUUCUCUUCUCGAAUUGACAGCCUUUUCUGAUCAUUUCACGGGGGUCUUUGGAGAAUCCAAUAUCUCCGAAGCCCAUUUCUUCAAUUCUCCGCCUUUAUCUUCUUCAGUUCUUCUGAAUUUUGCAUGAGCAUUUCGUGGGAUCAUACAAUUUGGUUUCUUUUCAUUGAAGAUCCAUUGGUGGGAGUUAAUUGAAGCCAAAUUCGAAACUGGGUCUUUGACGGUUUCGAAUUUGCUUUCAAAAUGUGUAUUUUCUGAGCUGCCGAGUUUUAAUUUACUCGCGUGUCCGUUAUAAAUAGACAACAUUAAGGUAAAGAUUUUGGUUUAUUAUCCAUUGUAAAAUUCUCUAUUCUCUUUCGAAAUUUGAUCUUCAUUUCCAGGAAGCUGUGCUUUCAUUCAUCGAAUCUGCACAAAAAAAAAACCCAACCCAUCCAGCUCAUUCACACGGGGAAUGUUCUUUUUAGUUUAAUUUCCUAAUCCCAAUUAUAAUACUAUUCAUUCAAAAUCGCUUCUUUAGUUCAAAUUCUUGGCAUUUGCUUUCUUUCCAAUCAAAUCUUGAUUGAUUUUGUGUUGCGCGGCUAAUGGGUUGCGCAAGCUCGAAGCAAAAGCGAUGCCGGCACUGCCAGAGCCACUAUUCCCCUGUUCCCAGAAGCUACUCUAUGCACGUCCACCACCCACCAGAGAGCCGCGGCGACAGCUACCAUGUCGUCGCUCUCACCUCCUCCACGUUGGGCUCGCUCAACCAAAUCAACCAUUCCAACAACAAGAUCAUCGACGUUGGCGACGAUCUCAACGAAGGUAAUGGCUGCUACAAUGGCUAUGUCGAUGAAACCGAGAAGAAGAAAAGUAAGGAAUUCACAAUAGGCCUAAUUGAAGCCAAGACGUGGUCCAGCAUGAUCGAAGAGAAAAUCCCGAAAAUUAUACCGAAGACGCCGAUUAGAACUCCACCAGGAGAGCCCGAGACCAUCAAUGCGUGGGAAUUGAUGGAAGGCCUUGAAGACGUUAGUCCUCUCCGGUCCCCAAUUCAUCUCAGGAGCUUUUCUUUUGAUAUCGUUCGCAAUCCAAAUCCGAUUCAGAAUCCGUUCGAUCGCCCGAAAUCAAGGUUUCAAGAGGACGGCGCGGCCUCGCCUAAGCCUAUGUGGCUUCAUAUGGCCGAAGGCGAGCCUGUAAUUUCGGACUUUGAUCCCGAAGUCAUUUCUACGUUCAGAAAAUCACUCCAAGAGCUUCCAUCCGAUAACCCAUUUCAUCUUCGGCCAUUGGACAAUGAGAAACAACAUCAUCAAGAAGUAAUUGCAGAAUCCGGCAAUGAAAAGAAGGUAGACGGUACUGUUAGUAAUGGCUACAAAUGCGGGAAGGAUAAGGUUGUUUUGUAUUUCACGAGCCUCCGAGGUGUGCGGAAGACGUUCGAGGACUGUUGCCAUGUGAGAGUGAUCAUAAAAGGCCUUGGAAUCCGAGUCGACGAGCGGGACGUGUCAAUGCAUUCCGGGUUCAAGGAGGAGCUGAAAGAGCUAAUGGGAGAAGGGUUUAGUGGCGGUGGCUUGCCGAGGGUGUUUCUGGGGGAAAAGUACAUCGGCGGGGCUGAAGAAAUCCGGCUAUUGCACGAGGAUGGGCAGCUCGAGAAGUUGGUAGAGUUUUGCGAAAGAGUGGAUGACGGUGGUCAUGGUGCUGGUUCAGCUUGUGAGGCUUGUGGGGAUGUAAGGUUUGUGCCUUGCGAGACUUGUUCCGGUAGUUGUAAAAUUUAUUAUGGAGGUGAUGAAGAAAAAGAAGAAUCAGAAGAAGCAGCAGAAAAAGAAGAAGAAGAAGAAGAAGAAGAAGGAGGAGGAGGAGGAGGAGGAGAAGGGGGUGAGGAUGGUGAGUAUGGAUUCCAACGUUGCCCUGAUUGCAAUGAAAAUGGGCUUAUACGCUGCCCCAUAUGUUGCUGCUAUUAGUUUUCAGUCUCAUUAGCAAAGGUUCUUUUCCAAAUUUUGUGUCCAUCUCUUUCUGCUUUUUUCGUGAGUUGUUUGUUGUACAGUAGAGUAUUGUUAUUGUUUGACUGGAGAUGAAUGAGAAGAACUGUAGUAGGAGAGGGUGAUCAAUAAGGUUGUUCUAAAGCAGGUUUCCUCAACCUCAGAUUGAGUUGUUGUAAGGGCUGUCUGUAUACUUUAUAUUUUUUUUUUUUAAUUUUUUCAGAAAGCAAAAGAGGCUUGUAUACUUUUCUCCUUUACAUGUAUAUUAAAAGAUACUACAUGAAAAUGUGCAUCUGCAGCUCA
Alnus glutinosa is the source of this 2553-nucleotide messenger RNA. RefSeq lists its product as uncharacterized. The coding region runs from base 886 to 2232 and encodes 448 amino acids. The record is from RefSeq and is a predicted model, not a curated record. Lineage: Eukaryota; Viridiplantae; Streptophyta; Magnoliopsida; Fagales; Betulaceae. The transcript has a single exon.